Molecule: messenger RNA, 1074 nt
Organism: Musca vetustissima
Lineage: Eukaryota; Metazoa; Arthropoda; Insecta; Diptera; Muscidae
Product: probable serine hydrolase
Exons: 2
Coding region: 1-1074 (357 amino acids)
Source: RefSeq, a predicted model, not a curated record
AUGGAGAACAAAAAUGUAAGGAAAUAUUUCCCCGUCAAAACGGUUGAGGAUUUAUUUGCCCUCAAUAACGUUAUAGAUGAAGACAAUCGACUGAUAUACUUCGAAGAUAUUAAAAUCGAUGUACCAUGGGGCCAGAUUGUAGGACGAUGGUAUGGCAACCGCAAAGUCCGUCCGAUACUUGCUAUACACGGUUGGAUGGAUAACCUUGGCACGUGGGAUCGUUUAAUACCGCUGCUACCCAAACAUGUUGGUAUAUUAUGCAUUGAUUUACCCGGCCAUGGCAGGUCCUCGAAACUACCUCUCGGCAUAACAUAUCACGUGUUUGAAUAUAUUUUCACAAUUGUUCGAAUCGUGAAGGAAUACAAAUGGCGAAAGGUAUCACUGAUGGGACAUUCAAUGGGUGCAAUUAUUUGUUUUCAUUAUGCCGCCCUAAAUCCGUACAUGGUCGAUAUGCUAAUACAAAUCGAUUUGAUCAAAGAUGUUUAUGACUCCGAAAGCCGCCAAAUAAAACAAAUCAGCGAGCGAACUGAAAAACUUCUAAUUGAAAACGAACGCCUUGAACAGUUGCACAUUAAGACACCACCCUGCUAUUCAUACGAACAAUUGGAGGAGGCACUCUAUAGGGGAUCCCAUAGAUCCGUUGAAAAACAAUAUUGCAAACAUUUGCUAAACCGAAGCAUAGCCAAGGCGGAACAACAUCCUGAGAAAUUUUAUUUUUCUCGAGAUCCACGCAUUAAACAUCAUGUUCGGCUAUCGGGGGAACAAAAACUGAGCGUCGAAUUGGCAAAACGUAUACGCAACAUUCCCUAUAUGUUAGUUCGAUCGCAUGAACAAAGCUUGAUGACUGCAAAGGAUGAAGAAAUCGUAGAUAUCCUCCGGGCGAAUAAUCCACAUUUUCACUACGUACGUGUGAAAAAUACAACUCACCAUUUGCACCUGAAUAGUCCCGAAGAGGUGGCGGCGCAUCUAGAUCCAUUCAUUCUACAGCAUCGACCAGUUAUAUUGGACAGUUGGUCAAUCGAUGGCAAUGACAAUUUUAGUGUUAAUAAACCAAAUAUUAGCAGCAAACUAUAA